CUCUCACACAGCAAUCAUAAUAUUAAUGAUACGUAAGAAUAAUAAUAUAAAUUUGUCACUAGUCACUACUGAAGCCUCAAAUUCGAUCGCUUCAGUUCAUCAUUGCUGUGUAUUAUUGAGGACCCUGCUUUCGACACCUUUUAUGCGUAUCGGGCAAAGCCUGUAAACAACUAUGUAUCGCAGGUUUUGAGAGGGGUGCGAAAUACUUAUUGCCAGCAUACUCCUCGUCCGAGGUUCCUGGGGGAAGAUUUUGUGCAGCGCUGUGGGUCAAGGCGAGCACAAAAAUAAAACACGUAAUAGGGAUGCAUUUGCCAACGGACCUGGCGCUAUUUUUAUUGCAUUGACACGCAAAUCGUGUCAAGUCUAGUAGAGCGAGCGAGCGUCAUUUCGUCCCAGCCUCUCAUAGAAGCACAAGUCGCUUCUCUAUUGAAGCGAUCCAUGUGAUGAGCAAAAUGACGAGCAAGAACUUCUUCAGGAAUGUGCGUGAUCUGCCCUACAGCCAGGGUCACAGGGACAGAGCCAACAUGUAUACCAGCUGCAAAGAUAGCAAAGAUCUGUUGCAACGGAUGCAGCUGAGCAAGGCCUUAGCCGUGCACGAGGGAUGCGUUAAUACACUGUGCUGGAACUCAAGAGGAGACUGCAUCCUGUCUGGUUCAGACGAUCAGCGACUUGUCAUCACUGAUUGUUUUACGCAUAAAAUAGUGGCAGAGCAAAAAACAGUGCACAAGGCUAAUAUAUUCAGCGCUAAAUACUUGGCUGAAAAUGAUGAUAGCGUUGUGGUAUCCUGCUCUGGCGAGGGUUUGAUUCUUGUGACUGAUAUGACGAGAAAGGACAUGGGCCAAAGGAGCAUCUUUAAGUGUCAUUACGGCACGACAUAUAAUGUGCAAACAGUGCCUGGAGAUUGCAAUACUUUUCUCAGUUGUGGUGAAGAUGGAACUGUUCGAUUUUUUGAUCUCAGGCAGAGAAGCAACUGCUUACAGUCCUCUUGCAAUGAGGACGUAAUAGUUUCGUGGGAAGGUGCUGUAACCACAAUGGCAGUCAACCAAAUGCGACCCUUUCAACUUGCAAUUGGCUGUUCGGACAGUACAGUGAGGCUGUUCGACCGUCGGAUGCUGGUCACCAAGUCAGCAGGAGGUAAACCCGAAGAACACUUCAGAAAAUCAGCCCUUUGCGCGUUCACCGCUCCAGAUUUGGAAAAUGCUCUGUACCGCGUGACUUCUCUCAAGUUCAGUCCAAACGGUGAAGACAUCCUAGUCAGCUACUCUGCAGAUUAUCUGUACUUGUUCAACGUGAAUGAAAUCGCGUGCAACGCUCUGGACACAUCAAGCAGCUCCUCAACCAGGAAACUAAAUUCAAAGUCCGCUCCUCCGAUAAAAAGACUGCGCCUCAGAGGUGACUGGUCAGACACUGGUCCAAAUGCGAGACCUGAAAGUGAAGAACAAAUAUCGCAAGUUCGGCCCACACUUCAGGCCACCCUGAUGCAGAGGAUGACCGACGUUCUGGCCAGAAUGCUGAACGACCCGGCCACCAGGCUGGCUCUUGGUGGCGUCUCUGAUAAUCAGAGAGCAGACAGACCUAUGGCUGCAGCAAGCCAGAGCGAAGAGAACGCGAUUAGUGAAUCGGCACCUGUGCGAGAGUCCUCAUCUCCGCUGCCUUCCUCCUCCUCAGCAGGCCCGUCAAUGAGUGAUGACAGAGAUUCUGACGAUCUCAUAGACAGCGACGAGGAAAAAGUAGUAAACGACGAUGUCGGCCUGCACCUCUCUCGCACUGAUGUGAUGACUCCGUGCGCGAGGCAAAAGUACGUCGGCCAUCGAAACGCCCGCACCAUGAUCAAGGAAGCAUCCUUUUGGGGAGACAAUUACGUGAUGUCAGGCUCAGACUGUGGUCAUGUCUUCGUCUGGGACAAAAACACCGCAGAGCUGGUCAUGUUGAUGGAGGCAGACAAGCACGUGGUCAACAGCCUCCAGCCGCAUCCCUACCUUCCACUGCUGGCCACAUCUGGCAUCGACCACGACAUCAAGCUGUGGGCGCCGAUGGCUGAGACGCCAUUCUUUGACAUACUGGAUGCAGAUAGACUGAUGGUUCGCAACAAGAUCAUGUUGCAGGAGACAAGGGACACAAUCACAGUGCCUGCCUCGUUCAUGAUCCGGAUGUUGGCCUGUCUAAACCAGAUCAGGCGAGGUUCGCGACCUUUGGCACGCCAGAGGAGACAAGCAAGUGCAGACCUUUCCUGAGCCCAACUGAACAAUAAAAUGUUUGCAACAACGUGUUUUCCCCAAAACACAAGUUUGUGAACAACUCUUCUGAUACUCACUCCAACUAUUUAUUAACACAAAUAAUUUUUAUGUUUGUUCUUUACAACAUUCAAAUUAAUUAUGCUACAUAUUAUGUCAAUAUUAUUUUAUGGCUGUCGUUUUUCUGUUUACGCCCAGCCCCUUGUGAUCGAAUAAUUAGCAAUUUUAGAAUCAUGUACCUCCCCAAUAGCAGAUUAGUUUAAAUUUUUAUUCUUUGACAAAUAAUAUUAUGCUAUUUUGAGUAUCAUCGAUACCAAACUGCAAUAUGGUCAUGUAUUUUUUGUGUUUAAAUUGUUCCUCUAUGUAAGCGGACCGAAAUUUUUGUGAUAAAUUAUAUAAUCCUCUGUAAUUUGCAGCAUACAAUUGGAUAAAUGUUUCACCAAAAUGUGCUUUGAAUAUUAUUUGUAAAAUAAAUCAUAAUAACUUUGCAGAUAUUUACAUUAAAAAGCGAUAAAUUCAAAUUUUACUUACA
Messenger RNA from Cloeon dipterum, 2766 nucleotides. Its product is annotated as DDB1- and CUL4-associated factor 6-like. Gene Ontology annotation, biological process: positive regulation of transcription by RNA polymerase II. Gene Ontology annotation, cellular component: Cul4-RING E3 ubiquitin ligase complex; cytoplasm. The record is from RefSeq and is a predicted model, not a curated record. Bases 444 to 2234 code for a protein of 596 amino acids. The transcript is spliced from 12 exons. Lineage: Eukaryota; Metazoa; Arthropoda; Insecta; Ephemeroptera; Baetidae. Gene Ontology annotation, molecular function: protein binding.